AUGAGCCCAGAACCACCUGUCCCGGCCCUUGAAGAAAGGAAAUUUGCUCGCAAGCCGCGUACUAAUACGCCCAAUAUAAUAGAUGAACCCCAUCCUAUGCGGGACGUUCACCGAUCUCGGCUUACUGACAGUCAAAUUGUUACAUUAUCGGGAGGAAUGGCCGGAUUUAUGGCUGGAGUGAUUGUGUGUCCACUGGAUGUGACCAAGACUCGGCUCCAGGCUCAAGGUUCGUUCCUCCGAAACCUUGAAGACCCAUCCAAGAUUAAAAGUUUCGCACAACACAGAUACACAGGAAUAUUAAAGACAUUAGGAAUGAUAUGGAACGAGGAGGGCGUUCGAGGAUUGUAUAGAGGAUUGGUUCCCAUCACGCUUGGGUAUUUCCCCACAUGGAUGAUAUAUUUCACAUGCUACGAGAAUUUCAAAAAGAUGUACUCAUACGUCAUUAAGGACGACACUAUAGGUUACUUUGCGAGCGCCAUCUCGUCGGGAGCAUUUUCGACCACUCUAACAAACCCUAUUUGGGUUGUCAAGACCAGACUCAUGUUGCAAAUGGACAACGGACGCACCAUCUACGAUAGAUUCGGCGACACCGUUGGUGCAGCAGCCACCCCUGGUGGAAUAAAAAGAGAAUACUACAACGGCACAUUGGACGCCUUUGUUAAGAUGUACCGCAGUGAAGGGCUACGGUCAUUCUACAGAGGUCUUCUUCCCUCGUACUUCGGACUCUUACAUGUUGCCAUCCAAUUCCCGUUGUAUGAGAACUUCAAAAAGAUAUUCAAAAUUGAUAGCCAAAGUUUUGACGGAAAAUACAUGGGACUUGACCAGUUUUCCAAACUCGUGCUUUCCUCUUCCAUGUCCAAGAUUCUUGCCUCUGCUGUCACAUAUCCUCACGAAAUAGUCAGAACUAGAUUACAGAUCGUCAAUAGCGACGCUAGCAAACCUAGCGCAGGACUGGUGAGAACUGUUGUCUCCAUCUACAAAACCGAGGGAAUGCGCGGUUAUUACGCGGGUUUCCUGGUCAAUCUCGCAAGAACCUUGCCUGCCAGCGCGAUCACGCUUGUUUCUUUCGAGUUCUUCAAGAACUAUUUGCAAGAAGUGCUAUAG
Ogataea philodendri is the source of this 1104-nucleotide messenger RNA. RefSeq lists its product as uncharacterized. Gene Ontology annotation, biological process: pyrimidine nucleotide import into mitochondrion. NCBI's taxonomy places the organism in Eukaryota, Fungi, Ascomycota, Pichiomycetes, Pichiales, Pichiaceae. Gene Ontology annotation, cellular component: mitochondrion. The transcript has a single exon. The record is from RefSeq and is a predicted model, not a curated record. The coding region runs from base 1 to 1104 and encodes 367 amino acids. Gene Ontology annotation, molecular function: pyrimidine nucleotide transmembrane transporter activity.